GCAGGCGGAGAAUUAAAAGCGGGUUUCAGGCGGCAGCAGGCCCCUCCCCUGCCCUCGGAAGGAGAGAGCGGGCGAGGAGAGCUCGCAGCCCCGGGGCCUCUCCCACGGCCCGCAGCACGAUUUCUGCGCCCUGGGAAGGCUUGGUGGGAGGCUGCCUUCGGGGAAAAGGGUCUUUUACCGAGAGCAUCGCCGGCUGGAAGGCGGAGAGGCCCCGGGGAGGUCCCAGCGACUCUGGGAGAAUCUUCCGGGCUCCUCUUGUGGGGACCCCUGCGGCCUUUACCUGGGCAGGCGCGUCCGGUCCCGUCCGCAACCCGGCGAAGUCCAGGCCCGCAGUCACCCAGGUGCCGAGCAAGCUCGAGGAGACAGCGGAAGGACUUUCCGGACGGCGCUGUCGCUCACGGCCCCGCACCAAUCACCGCGCAGCCUGCCCUCGGGCCCACCCCUUUGGGGGCGUGUCCUUGGUGAGUGAUAGACAGAGCCGCCCGGCCCGCUCAGCCCAGCCCACGUUGCUGCUUAGAUUGAAAUGCAGAACUCAAGCCUCUUUCAGCGGGGCACAGACUUCCUUUUACUCCUUCCUUUUGCACUCUCGCCGCCUCCUCCCGGAGAGAAGCGGAGGCACCCACGGCCCGGGGCAGCGACAGGCUGGGGCACUGAGGCCGUGCGAAAGUUUCUUUCUGGAAGCUCGGAACUGGGGCCCGGUUGGUGUGCUGCUCGGAGCAAUGGAGCCAGCCUUCGGGGAGGUGAACCAGCUGGGAGGAGUGUUCGUGAACGGGAGGCCGCUGCCCAACGCCAUCCGGCUUCGCAUCGUGGAACUGGCCCAACUGGGCAUCAGACCGUGUGACAUCAGCCGCCAGCUACGGGUCUCUCAUGGCUGCGUCAGCAAGAUCCUGGCGCGCUACAACGAGACAGGCUCGAUUUUGCCAGGAGCCAUCGGGGGCAGCAAGCCCCGGGUCACCACCCCUACCGUGGUGAAGCACAUCCGGACCUACAAGCAGAGGGACCCCGGCAUCUUCGCCUGGGAGAUCCGGGACCGCCUACUGGCCGACGGCGUGUGUGACAAGUACAACGUGCCCUCCGUGAGCUCCAUCAGCCGCAUCCUGCGCAACAAGAUCGGCAACUUGGCCCAACAGGCCCAUUACGACUCGUACAAGCAGCACCAGCCCGCUCCGCAGCCGGCGCUGCCCUAUAACCACAUCUACUCCUACCCCAGCCCCAUCACGGCGGCCGCCGCUAAGGUGCCCACGCCGCCCGGGGUGCCCGCCAUCCCCGGCUCCGUGGCCAUGCCGCGCACCUGGCCCUCCUCCCACUCUGUUACCGACAUCCUGGGAAUUCGCUCCAUCACCGACCAAGGAGUCAGCGACAGCUCCCCCUACCACAGCCCCAAGGUGGAGGAGUGGAGCAGCCUGGGCCGCAGCAGCUUCCCCGCCGCCGCCUCGCACGCGGUCAACGGGCUGGAGAAGGGAGCCCUGGAGCAGGACGCCAAGUACGGCCAGGCACCAAAUGGCCUCCCAACUGUGAGCAGUUUUGUGUCAGCAUCCAGCAUGGCUCCUUAUCCUACCCCGGCCCAAGUGUCGCCUUACAUGACCUACAGUGCUGCUCCUUCUGGUUAUGUUGCUGGACAUGGAUGGCAACAUGCCAGUGGCACCCCACUUUCCCCCCACAACUGUGACAUUCCCGCAUCGCUGGCAUUCAAGGGCAUGCAGGCAGCCAGAGAAGGUAGUCACUCGGUCACAGCUUCCGCACUCUGAUGGGAAGUUCCGUCUGCAACAGCUUCACCAGGGCCCCCUCAGCACACCCGCCCCAUGUCCCCCAAUCUCAGACCUCACCCUCCUCCCCUCCCUCCCUUCUGCCUGGAGAGCUGGUUUUACGGACUCACCUCCUUUGUGCUGAUGACACUUAAAUAUUUCUUGCCAUAACUUCUCUUUCACAGAAAACCUGACAUGAUGUUAGGAUUCAAAAACAGAAGCAAUAUUAAGGACUGAAUGAGACAUUUGUGCUGCCCACACACUGUUUUAAUGUAGUGAAGAAACCUGCACCCCUCAAAGGGCUUAAGGAACUUUUUAAAUGAUUCUUUGGUAAAACCACAUGUGUAUAUUUAUUCUAAAUCAACCUAAACUUUUGAAACGUGCAAUUGUUGAGAUUUCACAAAAUCAAUAAAGGAAAAUACAUAUAGAAAAAAGUUAUGCUACACCCUCUAAUCAAAUAAGGUGACCAAAUAAGCCUUAAUUCAUCAUUAGGAAACCAAUCAAUAAUUGAUUUGAGUGAUCCUUUAUUUUUAAGAGAUGACCUGUUUUGUUGGAGAAUAUAUGUAUAACACAAGCAAUAUCUGAAUUUAGCUCCUCCCGGUAUUUUGGCUUGGUUCCAAAUAUGACAAUGUUUAUAUUUCUAUUAGUUUGUAAAUAUGGACUCUGGAUGGUGCAUUUGUGUUUUCAUUCCAUGGGGUGUCCCCCUCCCCCACUCCUCUAUUUUUUCUUUCUUUUUGCAAAGGUGACUUUUUGGCAACGUUUUUGCCUCUGUUUGGUGGUGGGCUGCUCAGGCUCCUGGAUCUGGACUUGCCAUAAAUUCUGUGUGUGCAGGGAAGGCUUCAACAUCGCAUGAAGGACAUUGUCUUUCUACAGCAGAGAUUCGAACAAUAGAUAAAACAAGCCAGUCUCCCAUUCUGUACCCUAAUCAGACAACACACGUGCCAAACAUACAAAGACAAGGUGGACAAGGUUUGAACAAGAAGGCUCUAAAGGAAGUCACUUAAAACUCAACGUUUAAUGUGAAAAGCUUUGCAAAGACACUUAAAAUGAACUUUCUGUUAAGAAAACCACUGUGAAACUAAAUUGUACUGUUAUUGUUGGCUAACCUGUGUGUUCAGCAAUCUCAGCCCAAAAUUACAUUGUAAUUUAAAGAAAAUGGGAAAUUCUGCUCUAAUGAAUGUAAAAAUGGCUUGCUGUGAAGUUUACAUUGUUGUACAGAAGCAUGUUUCACAUGUAGGUAAACUGGUGGUGGUAUUAGUAAUACAGAUGCUAUUUAAUUUUUAAAAUUUCCCUUUAUUCAUUUCUGGAGUUACAGGACACCGUUUAACUGAUAAAUCUUUCUAGACCAAUUUUAAUGUUAAAAAUAGAGCUGUGGGGCAAAUGUGUGUGUGAACGUGUGAUUAUAUGUUGCAUUUUAAAACAAUUGAUUUUCUUGGGCAAAAUUCUAGUUUUUAAUCUCUUCUGUUUAGAAUGUUCUUCCUGUUUGGCAACAUAGCCUUAAAAAUAUGUUUGUAAAACAUUGGUACAAUUCACCUGUUGGAGAAUUAAUAUAUUGCAAGUUUUUGGUAUUAAUUCUGUGCAAUAACUAAAAGGGCACAUCACUAGACAUGGUUGUUAGAGAUGAGUUAGGUGAUUUUGAUUUCUUCCUAUCUGUGCUGUGCACAGCCUAUAUGGCAAUCAAGUUAUCACAUUGGUUUCACGGCUUCAUUGAACACUCAGAUGGCUAGAUUAGCUAGGUUUUCAAAUCACUAGGAUAUAAACAGUAAACAGAUUUCUGACGUACAAGUUAUGUUCAAGGACUUGUUUUCUCCAAGCAGCAGAUAUCUUAUAGAGAGCUUUGAACUGCAUUUAUUUUUAAAGCAAUCGAAAUUCAGUGCUACAAAUAGAGGAUUAUAACUUCAGGAGAAGAAUAAGCAGAAGGAGCAGAUGAACUCUCAGGGCCAUAGUCUUCCUUUGAUCUUGUAAAACUCCUAUUGACAUCUGGAGUUCCUAGUCUGGUGAGAAAAUAGACUAUAAACCGAAUGGAACAAAGAUACCAAUCCAAUAUCUUGGUGGAGACUUUAAAACCAUACCAUACAGUGACUCUGCUGCCGUCUAGAAAAACUGACAUAAGGUACAGAAUUUUUCCUUAUCAGAUGUUUUAGGUGGCUACUAGGAGUCUUUAAAAAACUAUCAAUUGUUUGUAUGGAAACAUAACUAAAUGUUGUUUUCUUUAUCUAAAUUAAGAAAUUUCUUGUUAUUAUGCUAUUUAUAAUUUUUCUGGUUCUUGUAUUUUUUUUUAAA
This is a messenger RNA of Myotis daubentonii (Daubenton's bat), 4028 nucleotides long. It is a transcript of the gene PAX9, whose product is annotated as paired box 9. Lineage: Eukaryota; Metazoa; Chordata; Mammalia; Chiroptera; Vespertilionidae. Gene Ontology annotation, biological process: anatomical structure development; regulation of transcription by RNA polymerase II. The record is from RefSeq and is a predicted model, not a curated record. Gene Ontology annotation, molecular function: DNA-binding transcription factor activity, RNA polymerase II-specific; RNA polymerase II cis-regulatory region sequence-specific DNA binding.